Molecule: messenger RNA, 980 nt
Organism: Rubroshorea leprosula
Lineage: Eukaryota; Viridiplantae; Streptophyta; Magnoliopsida; Malvales; Dipterocarpaceae
Source: the annotation of a GenBank genome assembly
CUCUGCCUCUCCUCAGGCCUUCACCAUGCUUCCUCUGGUUUUCCUCUUCACGCUCAUCUUCCUCCUUUCCGCCCAUGGAACGCAUUCCUCUUGCCAAAACGAUACUUCUACCUUUCCCAACUGCAACCAGACCUUCUCAUGUGGGGCCCUCCAAAACCUCUCUUACUCAUUCACCGGAGGGCCUCGUCCGUUAUACUGCGGCCCGCCCGGAUUCCUCCUCACCUGCACCGACGACGGAAUCCCCCAGUUAAUUAUGGACUCACUGAGUUACAGGAUCAUCCAACUCGACCGAAACAUACAGAGCAUGACGCUUUCCCGCUUGGACCAGUACAACAACACAUGCACCCACAAAUUUGCUAACAACAAUCUGAGUUCCCCUUUAUUCAAUCUCAGCCCAGACAACCAAAAUCUCUCGCUGUUCUAUGGGUGUACUCCGGUCCAGGCGUAUACUCCGGAGAACCUGUUCUGGUGCGGAGAUGGGACUUCUAGUAGUGCCGCGUACCAUGUGUUGGGUCCAGUUCCGAACGAUCCCAUAUUCAAGAUUAUUCGCUGUAACAUCAGCAUCAAACUGCCCCAUGUUGCAAGCUGCGCCGGAUAAACUUGAGACCAGUAGGUCUACUCUUAGGGAAGCUUUAAUGGAGGGAUUUAGCGUGAAUUAUACUACUCCAAAUGCGGACGAUUGCGCUAGGUGUCGUGAUUCGGGUGGGGAGUGUGGGUUUUUGGAUCAGUUUGUUUGCAUUUGUGUCGAUCGAAUUUGUGACAUACCAGAUAAGAAAAAAAUACCACUCGUUACAGGUAAUUGUCCUUAAUAUCUUAUAUUUUUCUAGCAUUAACAUUUUUACCAAAGGUGAGUUACAAUUUGAACAUUCUUUUCUGCUUUUGAUCUUUAGACCUCUUUAUAGCUGGUGGAGUAAUUGCUGGUAUUCUUCUGGGCGUCUGGUGCUUAUUCUGGAUACAGACAAGAAAGAGAAUUGCUGCUC